UGAGAUGGUGAGAGACGCAGCUCGAGACGUCCAUACGUGCCUUAUCUUAGUGGCAGUGACGUGAUAUUGCAGCUCCAGUCCUGAGGCUCGGCGAGAAAGCGCUUUCCAUCUCACUCCACAGCGACUCAGCAGCAUCCUCCAUCCGUCAGGGAUUGCGCUCUACCUGCUACCCGACCUGGGCAUCUCUUGAGGGACGGGCAGACAACGACUAAUGAUCAGUCGAGAUUCACAACAUUUUUAGCCCUCGUUCUAGUGUCUGCUCACUUCUGUUGCGCUCUCAUCACUUGGUUGCGUUGAGGUGGGAAGAAAAAAAAAAGGAGCGAGAUGAUGAUCCAGCCUGGAGUCUAAUGCAUUUUUGCUCACUGACCAUCUUGUUGCUCUAGACUUCUAUCAUCUGCAAUGGGAGAUAUCGAUUCGCAGGGGAGCGACACGUUUCAUUUCUAAAAGGAUGUUUCCAAGUAUGUGGGGAAAAUAGCCAUAGCUUUCAGAGUGCAAGGCCAAAUGACAUAGGAUGAAGGCUGUUCGUAAUCUGUUGAUUUAUAUAUUUUCCACCUAUCUCCUGGUUAUGUUUGGAUAUACUGGUGCCCAAGAUUUCUGGUGUUCCACGCUGGUAAAAGGAGUUAUCUAUGGAUCUUACUCGAUAAAUGAAAUGUUUCCCAAGAACUUCACAAACUGCACAUGGACGUUGGAGAACCCAGAUCCUACCAAAUACAGCAUCUACCUAAAACUUUACAAACAAGAAAUGAGCUGUUCUGAAUUCUCUCUGCUGGCUUACCAGUUCGAUCACUUCUCUCACGAGAAGAUCAACGAGCUGUUGAGGAUCAACGAGUCCAUCGUGCACCUGUGUGAUGACGCCAAGAAUAUUUAUGUGUUUUUGCAUUACAACAAAAAUUUCGUGCAGCUCCGGCGAGUGUUUCCCUACGACUAUAACGGAUUGACGACAAAGAAGACAGAGGAGGAGGAAAGGUCUGUGGUGGAGUUUGUGGUUUUAAACAAGGCGAGCCCGAGUCAGUUUGGAUGUCAGGUGUUAUGCACGUGGUUGGAAAACUGCUUGAAAGGAGAGAAAGCUGAAUCGUGUGGAAUAGUCUACGCUAAAUGCACCUGCCCUCAACAUUUAGGCGAUGGGGAAUCUGAAAGCGUGCUGAUGCUCAGUAACGUGCUGUUGCCUUUAAAUCCCCAAACCGAAGGAUGCCUGACUCCUCAGGUGCGCUCGGCGCAGGUGUGCAAUCUGAGCGCGGAGGUGCGGCGCCCAUCUAAGGAGGAAUAUGGAAUGAUCGGAGAACAUACUGUAAAAAGUCAGCGGCCAAGAUCAGUACAUGACACAAAGGGCCUACAGGAGCGAGAUGAAUCUGCUAAAUUUAUGGCACAAACUGGUGACCCUGGUGCUGAGGAGUGGUCCCAGUGGAGCUCUUGCUCAGUUACAUGCGGUCAAGGGUCGCAGGUGCGAACAAGAACAUGUGUCUCACCAUACGGAUCACACUGCAGCGGCCCUUUAAGAGAAUCCAGGGUGUGCAAUAACACUGCCCCCUGCCCAGUGCACGGUGUGUGGGAAGAGUGGUCUCCGUGGAGCCUCUGCUCUUUCACCUGUGGGAGGGGUCAUCGCACCCGCACUCGGAUGUGCACUCCACCCCAGCACGGAGGAAGAGCGUGUGAGGGACCCGAGACCCAGAGCAAACUCUGCAACAUUGCCCUCUGUCCAGUGGACGGGCAGUGGCAGGAGUGGAGUGCGUGGAGCGAUUGCUCGGUGACCUGUGCCAACGGAACUCAACAGCGGAAGAGGCAGUGCUCAGCGGCUGCUCAUGGGGGAUCUGAGUGCAGAGGACAUUGGGCGGAGAGCAGAGAAUGCUCCAACCCUGAAUGCACAGCUAACGGACAGUGGAACGCUUGGGCUCCGUGGAGUGGGUGUUCUAAGUCCUGUGAUGGUGGUUGGCAGCGGAGGGUACGUGUUUGCCAGGGGUUGGCGGUCACGGGGCAGCCAUGCGAAGGCAGCGGGGAGGAGGUCCACAGAUGCAGCGAGCAGCGUUGCCCAGCUCCUUAUGAAAUAUGCCCGGAGGAUUAUGCUGUGUCCAUGCUGUGGAGAAGAACUCCCUCUGGGGAACUGGCCUUCAACAGGUGUCCUCCCAACGCCACGGGCACCACUAGUCGACGCUGCUCACUGGAUCACCGCGGGGUGGCCUAUUGGGAGCAGCCCAGCUACGCUCGAUGCAUUGCAAAUGAAUACAGAUACUUGCAGCAAUCAGCACAGGGGCACCUUGCUAAAGGUCAGAGGAAUCUGGCAGGAGAUGGCAUGUCCCAGGUUACGAAGGUCCUCCUGGACCUCACCCAAAGACGCAAUUUCUAUGCAGGUGACCUUCUCUCUUCAGUGGAGAUUCUUCGAAACGUCACAGACACCUUCAAAAGGGCCAGUUAUGAACCCUCUUCUGAUGACGUUCAGAAUUUUUUUCAGAUCAUCAGCAAUCUCCUGGAAGAGGAGAACAGAGAAAAGUGGGAAGACGCACAACAGAUUUACCCAGGGUCUGUGGAGCUCAUGCAGGUCAUUGAAGAGUUCAUCCACAUCGUCGGGCUGGGAAUGAAAGACUUCCACAAUGCCUACCUGAUGACAGGAAACCUGGUUGCAAGCAUACAGAGGCUGCCUGCGGUAUCUGUGAUGACAGACAUUAACUUUCCCAUGAAGGGACGGAAAGGGAUGGUGGACUGGGCCAGAAACUCAGAGGACAAAGUUGUCAUUCCUAAAGGAAUCUUUGUGCCCCAGACAGCAGAUAUGGAUGGAUCUCCUGUGUUCAUUCUUGGAACGGUUCUCUACAAGACUCUUGGUCUUAUGCUGCCUGCUCCUCGGAAUAACACUGCUGUGAACUCGAAAGUGAUUGCUGUGACUGUACGACCAGAACCCAGGGUUACAGAAGCCCAGCUGGAGAUUGAGUUAGCUCAUCUAGCUAAUGGAACAAUGAAUCCGUUCUGUGCACUGUGGGACAGCUCUAUUAUGAACGAUUCUUGGGGCAGCUGGAGCUCUAAAGGAUGCAGAACUGUGCUCACCGAUGCAUCCCACACCAAAUGCUUAUGUGAUCGGGUAUCUACCUUCGCCAUUUUGGCUCAACAACCCAGAGAAUUAGCUAUGGAGUACUCAGGGGUUCCAUCUGUGACACUAAUAGUAGGCUGUGGUCUUUCCUGCCUGGCCUUGAUCACUCUGUCCGUGGUGUAUGCUGUUCUAUGGAGGUACAUCAGGUCGGAGAGAUCAAUCAUUCUGAUCAAUUUCUGCCUUUCAAUCAUCUGCUCCAACAUCCUGAUCCUAGUUGGACAGACACAGACACAUAAUGCGGGCAUAUGCACGAUGACAACUGCAUUACUGCACUUCUUUUUCCUGGCGUCCUUCUGCUGGGUCUUGACAGAAGCUUGGCAGUCCUAUAUGGCCGUGACGGGGAAAGUUCGGACCAGGCUCAUCCGGAAACGCUUCCUCUGUCUGGGAUGGGGAUUACCUGCUUUGGUGGUCGCUAUCUCAAUGGGAUUCACAAAAGCAAAAGGAUACGGGACACCUCAGUACUGUUGGCUAUCUCUGGAAGGUGGUCUUCUCUAUGCAUUUGUGGGACCUGCCGCUGCAGUUGUGCUGGUUAACAUGGUGAUUGGUAUUCUAGUGUUUAAUAAACUGGUUUCGAGAGAUGGGAUCCUGGAUAAGAAACUAAAACACAGAGCAGGGCAGAUGAGCGAGCCCCAUACAGGAUUAACUUUAAAAUGUGCCAAAUGUGGCGUCGUCUCAACUACUGCUUUAUCAGCAACAACGGCCAGCAACGCCAUGGCCUCCCUGUGGAGUUCCUGUGUUGUCCUUCCUCUAUUAGCUCUCACCUGGAUGUCUGCGGUGCUGGCCAUGACGGACAAACGCUCAAUUUUAUUCCAGAUCCUCUUCGCAGUCUUCGACUCCCUGCAAGGCUUUGUUAUAGUCAUGGUCCACUGUAUCCUCAGAAGAGAGGUUCAGGAUGCCUUCAGAUGUCGCCUGAGAAACUGUCAAGACCCCAUCAGUGCAGACGCGACUGGUACAUUUCCCAACGGGCAUGCACAGAUCAUGACUGAUUUUGAGAAAGACGUGGACAUCGCAUGUCGAUCAGCUCUCCACAAAGACAUGGGCUCCUGCCGAGCGGCCAUCAUCACCGGCACCCUCUCCCGCAUCUCUCUCAAUGAUGAGGAGGAAGAGAAAGGUCCCGAGGGGCUCAAUUACUCCACGUUGCCUGGCAACAUCAUGUCUAAAGUGAUCAUCCAGCAGCCCUCUGGACUUCACAUGUCCAUGGGCAUGGGCGAUCUGGGAGAGCAGUGUUUGGACAGCACGGCAGACAUGCGGCGAACCGUAUACCUGUGUACAGAUGACACCACCAGGCAGAGCGAGCAGGAGCUGAGCGGUCACCCCCAGCCGGGGCAGAUGGAAACGGACUACAUGGUCCUGCCUCGCAGUUCUGCGGCCGUGGUGUCGGGGGCCGGGUCCAGCAGCGUUCCCACCCUGCUGAAGGAGGACAGCAAGAUGAGCAUGACCAUGGACUCUCUGUCACACGACAGGUUGAUGCAUUACAAGAUGGGCGCAGAGUUUAACCUCGGGCCCUCGGGGAUGGAGCACAUGGGAAUGGAACAGCAGUACUCUGUCCAGGCAGAACACAUGCACAACUUGCCCUUUGAGCCACGCACGGCUGUGAAGAACUUCCUGGCGGAAAUGGAGGAGAGCGGAGGACUGUCUCGAAGCGAAACCGGUUCAACUAUAUCGAUGAGCUCUUUAGAGGUGCGACUUUCUCCCCUCCCACCCUUGCCAUUACAGAAAGUCAUGCACACCAGGAAAAGGCAUAUGGAGCUGUUCCAGGAACUCAAUCAGAAAUUUCAAACCCUGGACCGAUUUCGAGACAUACCAAAUAUGGGCGGCAUGGACAAGGCAAUGCCAAACAAGAACCCCUGGGAGAGCUUCAACCCGCCAAGUGAAUAUCAGAACUACGCCACAAUGAAUGUACUAGAAUCAGACACAAAGAACUCUCUGGAGAUGACUAACGCUGAGUGGGAAAGGUGUAUCAGCCUCCCUUUGGACGUCCAGGAGGGAGACUUUCAGACAGAAGUCUGAGAAUUAAUGAAGCGUUAGCGGGGACGCGGAUGAAGGUGGACAUAUUUUGCACUGAACAAAAACGCGGAAGACUUCUCAUGCAGCCUUGGAAAGACGUAUAUGGAUUCUUGGAGUCUAGCAGGGACAAUAUGUGCCAAUAAGAUUUUAAAACAAGGACGGACCGACGGAUAAAAAGACGUUAGAAAAAGACAAAAAAACAUCUGUGUUAUCUUUUUUUUUUGUAUUCUCACUCGUGUAUUUAGUGGGGGGCAGACAUGUACAAUAUCGAACAUCAUGUGUUUCAAAAGUAACCAGUUGGAAAAUAAUCGGUUCCAAAAGCGUUAUCUUUCCAGAUGAGACCUC
Sinocyclocheilus rhinocerous is the source of this 5428-nucleotide messenger RNA. Its product is annotated as adhesion G protein-coupled receptor B3-like. Gene Ontology annotation, biological process: cell surface receptor signaling pathway; neuron remodeling; adenylate cyclase-activating G protein-coupled receptor signaling pathway. The coding region runs from base 512 to 5086 and encodes 1524 amino acids. Gene Ontology annotation, molecular function: G protein-coupled receptor activity. Lineage: Eukaryota; Metazoa; Chordata; Actinopteri; Cypriniformes; Cyprinidae. The record is from RefSeq and is a predicted model, not a curated record. Gene Ontology annotation, cellular component: plasma membrane; synaptic cleft; postsynapse. The transcript is spliced from 30 exons.